AUGGACUUUUCAAUACCGGCAAACUUACCAAUAGAAUUGCAAAAUAGAUUAAAUGAGUUGAUCCAAGAUUAUAAAGAGGAAAAUUUGACCAGAAAGGGAUAUGAAACUAAAAGAUUACAAAUAUUAGAGCAAUACGGUAUAAGGAAAACUGCGUAUCAGUAUCAGUCGAAAAAUGGUCGUAACAGUACAAUAAAGUCUUCAUCUACUUUGAGAAUGUCACCGGCUAAUGGUAACAACAACAACAAUAAAAACAAGAAAGAUACCAUCUACCUCCCAGGUAGAAACCAAAGCCUUUACAUUAAAAAUACCAAUAUCUCUGUCGCAACUCAGAACAAUAACAGUCUGAAUGAUCUAUCGAGUGCCAUAUAUUCUCCUCCAAUAAAUACAAGAGAUAGCAUAUCAGAUAUGCAAAAAUCAAUAUAUCGUGUCACUACAAUGAGUUCAAAUUCAAGUAGGAGACAUAAAAGAAAAUCAUCCACUUUCCAAUUGUCAUUACCCUUUAACUCUUCCUCUCAUACAACAUCUCCUUCUUUAUCUUCGUCACAUUCUAACUCUUCGCAUCCAGUGGAUUCUUCCUGUUCAUCGAAAAAAAAGAUAUAUGAUCCAAUGUUCCCAUUAUUGCCAAGACCUAUAGAAAAUGAAAAUGAAUCCAUGCCUAAUGCAAACACUCCAAAUAGUAAUAAUAAAACAAAUCCUGUGGCAAGUUUCGGUUCAUUACCAGUCAUAUUACGUGGUAGAUUCGAAAAUAAUAACGAUGAAAAUGCAAUGAUUUCAUUGAACUCCAAAGGGAAAGAAACAUUUAUCUCUUGGGAUAAAUUAUAUCUAAGAGCUGAAAAAGUUGCUAAUGAAUUAAAUAACUCCAAAAAUAAAUUAUACAAGAUGGACAAGAUUCUUUUAUGGUAUAAUAAAGAUGAAAUCAUAGAAUUUGCAGUCGCAAUAUUAGGUUGCUUCAUUGCUGGUAUGGUGGCAGUACCAAUCUCUUUUGAAACUUAUUCCCUAGGAGAAAUCAUUGAAAUUAUCAAAUUGACAAACUCAAAAUUUAUCCUAAUCUCAAACGAAUGUUACAAACAACUAGAUAAUUUACAUUCCACCCAAAAUAAUACCAAAAUAAAACUAAUCAAGAAUGACUUUUUCCAACAAAUCAACUUCUUAAAGACAGAUGAUUUGGGUACAUACUCUAAAGCCAAGAAAUCAUCUCCAGUAUACGAUAUACCGAACAUUUCUUACAUUGAAUUCACAAGAACUCCCCUAGGAAGAUUAUCUGGUGUAGUCAUGAAACACAAGACUUUAAUUACUCAAUUCCAAAUAUUAUCCAAAAUCAUCGAUUCAAGAGCCAUGUUACAUUGGAAGAAGAAAAACCACAUCAUGAGACCAUACGACAAGAAACCUGCUCAUCGUACCUCAAGUACAUACACUUUACAAAAUGAAAGAUUUAUCGUAUUAAAUACACUGGAUCCAACAAGAUCCACAGGAUUAAUCUUUGGUAUCCUUUUCAAUAUUUUCACGGGGAAUUUAUUGAUAUCUGUAGAUACUAAAUUAAUUGAAACACCCGGUGGAUAUGAAUCUUUAAUUAGUACAUAUAGAGCAGAUAUAUUAUUAAACGAUCAAUUACAAUUGAAACAAGUCGCAAUCAAUUAUUUGGAAAACCCAGAAUUAUCAAUCGCCAAAAAGAAAAGGAAAAUCGAUUUCAGUUGUAUUAAAGCAUGCUUGACCUCAUGUAACACAAUAGAUACUGAAGUUACUGAAAUGGUAGUACAUAAAUGGUUGAAAAAUUUAGGUUGUUUAGAUGCAACUUUAUGUUAUUCUCCCAUGUUGACAUUAUUGGAUUUCGGUGGUAUUUUCAUAUCAACAAGAGAUCAAUUGGGUAAUUUACAAAAUUUCCCCAUUCAUAACUCUAAAUUACAAUUACAAGAUCAAUUAUUCGUAAAUAAGGAGAAAUUGAAAAGUAAUAUCGUCGAAUCAAGUAUCACAGCAAUGAUCAACUCAUCAAGUUCCUUUAAGGAUUAUUCCAAAUUUGAAACUUUUGGUUUCCCCAUACCAGGCACAAUGCUAUGUGUAGUUAAUCCAGAUGAUAAUACAUUAGUAUCUGAUUUGAACGUGGGGGAAAUUUGGGUCUCUUCUAAAAAUUUAACUGAUGAAUUUUAUCAAAUGGAUAAAGUUAACGAUUUCGUAUUUAAGGCAAAAUUAAAUUAUUCCAAAAUGUAUUCAUUCAUAAACGAUUCAUCAGCAUCAUUAAACAACCCCGAUGAAAUUAAUGUAAUGAGGGAAAAAUUAGAUACCAUCUUGAAUGUUUGCCCUUCAAAUACAUCAUUCUUAAGAACUAAAUUGAUGGGGUUCAUUCAUAAUGGGAAAAUUUAUGUUCUUUCAUUGAUUGAAGAUAUGUUCUUACAAAAUAAAUUAAUUAGGUUACCUAAUUGGGCUCAUACUUCGGAUUUAAAUAAAGCUAAGAAGAAUAGAACCUCAUCCUCCAAGCAUGAAUCAAAUUCAACUAUAGAUACAAUCAAUAUGGAUUCUGAUUCUAAUAAGGAUAUAGAAAGAGAAGAUGAAAAUAUAAAACCAAUGAAACGUGAAGUACAAACUCAUUACCUUCAACAAAUUACUGAAACAGUGGUGAGAACAGUAAAUACAAUCUUCGAAGUCGCUGCAUUCGAAUUGAAUGAUAAUAAAGAAGAACAUUUCCUUGUCGUGGUAGUGGAAAGUUCACUAGCUAAAUUAACUCCUACAUAUGGAGAUUCAUCUUUAUUAGUAACAUCUUCAAGACAAAAGGAUUUAUUUGAGAAAAGUAUGAAUGAUUUAACUGAUCAAAUUUAUAGAAUACUUUGGAUUUUCCAUAAGAUACAGCCAACAUGUAUUCUUGUGGUGCCCAAGGAUACAUUACCUAGAAGGUAUUGUUCUUUGGAAUUGGCAAAUAGUACCAUUGAGAAAAGGUUUUUGAAUGGUGAAUUGGAUUCUAGAUUUGUUAAAUUUCAAUUCGAUAAUAUUAUCUUGGAUUUUAUACCACAUUCCGGGUAUUUUAAUGAAAGUAUCUUUUCUGAAAGAUUAUCUACUUUAAGAAGAACUUGUUUGGAAGAUAUUCAUAAAGCUCGUAUUGCAGAUUUCCAAAUGAAUUCAAUUUGGCAAACUUCUGGGAUUGACUAUAGGGACACUUCGUUAGAUCCAAGAAAUCCUUUGAAGAAAUUAACAGAUUUUAAAACAGUGUUGGAAGUCUUAGAAUGGAGAAUUAUAAAUAAUGGUAACGAAUUCGCAUUUUCUGAUGGUAGUAAUUCUUCAUUUGCCACUAUAAACAGUAAUGAAAAUAAUAUCCAUAAAAAGGUUUCUUGGAAAGCAUUCGAUUUAAUCGUGGCUUCAUUUUUGAAAAAAAUUGUAGGUUCUAAAGUACCUUUGAAAAAUGGCGAUCGUGUAAUUAUCAUGUGUGAUAAUUCUGUUGAAUAUGUUGCAAUGGUAAUGGCUUGUAUGUAUUGUAACUUCGUUAUUAUACCAUUACCCAUUUUCGAUGAAAAUAAUAUUGAAGAAGAGUUUGAAUUCCUAAAAACUAUUAUAAAAAGCUAUAAAGUGAAAAGAAUGUUCAUUGAUGCUAAAACACAUAACCUAUUAGAGAAUAAUCCAACAGUCAACAAGUAUUAUAAAAGAUUCAAACCUUCCAUCCCCAAGAUAACAAUUUUCUCUAAAGUAAAACAAAAAACUGGUGUAACGAUACGAAUUUUCAAAACGAUCUUGAAAGAUAAAUAUGGUUAUAAAUCAGGUUCAAAAUCAAACACCAAUCCGUGUAUUAUCUGGAUAUCUAGAGAAUAUAGUGUAACGAGGAAUUUACAUGUGUCAAUGACUCACCAUAUUCUAAUGAAUAAUUGUAAAAUACUUAAGGAAACUCUACAACUAUCGACUGAUGCACCAAUCUUUUCUCUCUGUUCCCAUACUACUGGACCUGGUUUUAUUCAUAGUUGCCUAUUAGGUAUUUAUGUUGGUUCUACCACUAACCUGUUCAGUAUUUCAAACGUUAUGACUGACCCCAAAGAUUUCUUAUUCGGAUUACAAAACCUAAAUGUCAAGAACCUUUAUUUGGAUAUGAAAACUUUCAGAAUAAUUUUAGAAAAGGCAUACAAUUUGAUACGAGCUUUACCCUACACCAAAGAUGGGAAACAUCAUUCAUCUUCUUCUUCUUCGUCGAAAAAUAUUUCGACAGCUGUCUUGAGAUCUGAUUUCUUAAGAAAUGUUCAAAAUUUGAUGAUACCAUUUAUAAAUAGACCUCAAACUGUCUUAGUGGAGAACUUAUUGAAAAGGUAUAAUAAUGUUUUCGUUAGUCCCACUCAAAUAAAUUACGUAUAUCAACACCAUUUCAAUUCACUUAUUUCAUUAAGAUCAUACUUGAAUGUUCCGCCAGUUGACUUAUAUCUUGAUACAGUUUCCUUACGUGAAGGUAUCGUUAAAGAAGUUGAUCCAGCAAUUACUGAUGAGAGUGAAUAUGUUAGGAUUCAAGACUCUGGUAUAGUACCUGUAUGUACCGAUGUAUCUGUUGUAAACCCAGAGACAUUAUUACAAUGUUAUGAUGGUGAAUUUGGAGAAAUUUGGUGCUGUUCUGAAGGUAAUGCAUUUAACUAUUAUAUUUGUGAUGAAGAGAACAAUAAAUUAUCAAAGGAUCCAUUUAUUACAGAACAAUUCAAGAGUAAAUUCAAGAAAGAUGUUGAUGAUGGAUUAACAUAUUUGAGAACUGGUGAUUUGGGAUUUAUUAAAAAUGUAUCUGUUCCAGAUUCACAAGGAGAUUUAAUUAAUUUGAAUCUUUUAUUCUUAUUAGGUGCAAUUAAUGAAACUAUUGAAGUAUUGGGUUUAACACAUUUUGUUGUUGAUCUUGAAAAGACAGUGAGGCUAGCUCAUCCCUCUAUUAUUACGUGUAUUGUUUCCAAAGCGGGUGGGUUAUUAGUAUGUUUGGUGAAAUGUAAAGAUACUGUUCAAGAUAAAUUAGCCAACAUAACUGCUCUAAUUGUAACUCAAUUAUUGAAUGGACACGGUGUUGUGUUAGAUCUCUGUGCGUUUGUUGCUACAAGAGGCAGCAUGGGUUAUUCUCUUACUGAUUGGCCAAAGAACCGAGAUAUUGUGAUGGAAAAUUGGUUAUCGCAGGAUAUUGAAAUCAAAGAACAAUACGGUAUCAAUUAUGGUGAAAACAUUUCUAUAUAUCUACUCUCUGAAUCCCAGAGGAAUGAUUAA
This is a messenger RNA of Naumovozyma dairenensis CBS 421, 5199 nucleotides long. RefSeq names its product Cmr2p (gene CMR2). The record is from RefSeq and is a predicted model, not a curated record. Gene Ontology annotation, cellular component: cytosol. The transcript has a single exon. NCBI's taxonomy places the organism in Eukaryota, Fungi, Ascomycota, Saccharomycetes, Saccharomycetales, Saccharomycetaceae. Bases 1 to 5199 code for a protein of 1732 amino acids.